Dictyostelium discoideum AX4 is the source of this 3579-nucleotide messenger RNA. It is a transcript of the gene lig1, whose product is annotated as DNA ligase I. Gene Ontology annotation, molecular function: DNA ligase activity; DNA binding; ATP binding. The transcript is spliced from 2 exons. Gene Ontology annotation, cellular component: nucleus. The record is from RefSeq and is a predicted model, not a curated record. The coding region runs from base 1 to 3579 and encodes 1192 amino acids. NCBI's taxonomy places the organism in Eukaryota, Evosea, Eumycetozoa, Dictyosteliales, Dictyosteliaceae. Gene Ontology annotation, biological process: DNA recombination; DNA repair; DNA biosynthetic process.
AUGCAAUCUUCUAUGUGGAGUUUCUUACAAAAGAAAGAAGGUGGAGAAAUUGAAGAUAUAGAAAAGAAAAUUAGUAAUGCACAAGAAUUAAAUAAACUUAAAACUUCCCCUAAAAAGAAAAGAGAAGCAGUGGUUAAAGAAAAAGUUGAAAAGAAAGAAAAAAAAGAAACAAAACCAAAGAGAAAGAGUUCAAAAAAAAAUAAGGAAGAAGAAGAAGAAGAAGAACAAGAAGAACAAGAUGGUGAAGAAGAACAAGAAGAAGAAGAAGAAUAUCAACAACAAGAUGAAGAAAUUGAAGAAGAUAUAAAUGGUGAAGAAGAAAUGGAAUUAGAUGAAAAUGAAAAAGAAAAGAAUAAAAAGAAAAAACAAUCAUUAAAAACUAAAGAAAAUAAAGAAUCAAAAUCAUCAUCUUCUUCAAAGAAAACAAUAGAAAAUAAAGAAACUAAAAAACCUGAAAAACAAUCUUCAAAACAAUCAAAUAAUUUGAAAAGAUUAAAAAGAAAGAAAAUGGAUGACGAUGAAGAAGACGAAGAAGAUGAAAAUAAAACUGAUGAUAAUGAUUUAGAUGAUAUGCUCGAUGAUGAUAGUGAUAAUGAAAAAGAUUCAAUUUCUUCAAAAGAUAAAGAGUAUAAAGAAAAAGUUUUAAAAGAUAAAGAGAAAAAAGAAAAAGAAAAGAAAGAAAAAGAGUUAAAAGAAAAAGAAUCAAAGGAAAAAGAAAAGAAAGAAAAAGAAAAAAAAGAAAAAGAAGAAAAAGAUAAAAAAGAAAAGGAAUUAAAAGAAAAGGAAUUAAAAGAAAAGGAAUUAAAAGAUAAAAAAGAAAAGGAGCUAAAAGAAAAAGAAAAAGAACUCAAAGAUAAAGAGAAAAAAGAAAAAGAGUUAAAAGAAAAAGAGAAAAAAGAAAAGGAAGAAAAGGAAAAGGAGAAAAAAGAGAAAAAAGAAAAAGAAUUGAAAGAAAAAGAAGAAAAAGAGAAAAAAGAAAAGGAAUUAAAAGAAAAGGAAUUAAAAGAAAAGGAAUUAAAAGAAAAGGAAUUAAAAGAAAAGGAAUUAACUUCACCAAAAAAAGAAACUAUUGAUAUUUCAGAUUUAUUUAAAAGAGCAAAUGCUGAAGCUAAAUCGUCAGUACCAACCUCAACAUCUAAAAACAGUAAAACUAAUAAAAAACAAAAAGUUGAUCAUAAACCAACAGCAACAACAAAAAAACCAUCACCUGUACUUGAAGCAAAGCAAAGCACCACAACCACCACCACCACAACUACUACCUCUACCGCCACAACUAUUUCUUCAAAAUCAAUUUCAAGUCCAUCUAAAAAAGAAGAAAAAGAAGUAAUAACUUCAAAAAAACAAGUUGAAGCAACAAAAGUAGAAGUUAAAAAAGAAAAAGAAAAAGAAAAAGAAAAAGAAAAAGAAGAUGAUGAGGAAGAAGAGGAAGAAGAAGAAGAUGAUGAUGAAAAAUUAGAAGAUAUUGAUGAGGAAGAAUAUGAAGAAGAAGAAGAAGAAGAUGAAGAGGGAAUUAGUGAAAAUGAAGAAGAAGAAGAAAAGAAAAGUACACAAAUUAAAAGUAAAUUUAUUAAAAAAGUACCAAUUUCAAAAAAGAAAGGUAAUGCAAAAACUAUUCAAGCUGAUUUAAAGGUUAUUGGAAAAUAUAGACCAAUUGAGGAUGCACAAUGGAAAAAAGGUGAAGCUGUACCAUAUAUGGUAUUAGCAAAAACCUUUGAAAUGAUGGAAUCAACAUCAUCAAGAUUAAUUAUUAUUGAACAUUUAGCCAAUUUAUUUAGAUCGAUUAUGUUAUUAUCACCAAAGGAUUUGGUUAUGACAAUUUAUUUAUCAAUCAAUAAGAUUGGUCCAUCCUAUCAAUCUAAAGAGUUGGGUAUUGGUGAACAUGUUUUAAUUAAAUCAUUAGCAGAGUCCACUGGUAGAUCAGUGGAUGUUAUUAAACAAGAGUUGACAGAGGUUGGUGAUUUGGGUAUAAUUGCACAAAAUAGUAGAUCCACUCAAACUCUAAUGGGUAAACCAACACCAUUGACCAUUCAAUCGGUGUUCAAAACAUUUCAACAAAUUGCUGAUCUCUCUGGCACAGGUGGCCAACAAAAAAAGAAAGAUCUUAUAAAGAAACUAUUGGUAUCAUGUAAAGAUUGUGAAACACUUUAUAUCAUUCGUUCAUUGCAAGGUAAGCUUAGAAUUGGUCUAGCCGAACGUUCAGUAUUGAUGGCAUUGGCUAAAUCCGUAUUGGUAACACCACCAAUUGAUGGUAGCGGUCAACAGAUAUUUGAUAUUAGAAAACAAAUGAAACAAGAGGAAUUUGAAGAACGUUAUCAAAAUGUUGUAUCAAAGGUAACUCGUGCAUAUAGUCAGUUACCAAAUUAUGAUUUAUUUGUACCUCAUUUAAUUGCUGUGAAUGGUAUUGAUAAUAUUUUGAGUACAUGUUCAUUGAAAGUUGGUAUUCCAGUGAAACCAAUGUUAGCACAACCAACCACUGGUAUCAGUCAAAUGUUGGAUCGUUUCUCUGAUAUGGAGUUUACUUGUGAAUUCAAAUAUGAUGGUGAACGUGCUCAAAUCCAUCGUUUACCAGAUGGUACCACUCAUAUUUAUACCAGAAAUUUAGAGGAUUACACUCAAAAAUAUCCAGAUAUUGUUGCAAAUGUUACUAAAUUCGUUGGGCCAAAUGUGAAAUCAUUCAUUUUAGAUUGUGAAGCAGUUGCAUUUGAUGCUGCAACAAAAAAGAUUUUAUCAUUUCAAGUUUUAUCGACUAGAGCAAGAAAAAGUGUACAAUUGUCACAAAUUAAAGUACCAGUUUGUGUAUUUGCUUUCGAUUUACUCUAUUUGAAUGGUCAAUCAUUAAUUGAUGAACCAUUAAUCAAACGUCGUGAACAUUUAGUUGAAAAUUUCAUUGCAUCCGAUGGUGUAUUUGCUUUUGCUAAAUAUUCAAAUAUUUCCGACGUAAAUGAUAUUCAAUCCUAUCUUGAAGAGGCUGUCGAGGGUAAUUGUGAAGGUUUAAUGGUGAAAACUUUGAAAGAGAAAUCAAUCUAUGAACCAUCACGUCGUUCUUACAAUUGGUUAAAGAUUAAAAAAGAUUAUAUGCAAGGUAUGACCGAUAGUUUAGAUUUGGUACCCAUUGGUGCAUGGUAUGGUAAAGGUAAAAGAACAGGUACUUAUGGUGCUUACUUGUUGGCUUGUUAUGAUGAAAACAAUGAAGAAUUCCAAACACUCUGUAAGAUUGGUACUGGUUUCUCUGAUGAACAAUUGACUACUUUUACCAGUCAAUUGAAACCUCAUCUAAUUAAUCAACCACGUAAUCAAUUCCGUUUCUCUGAUUCAAUUAAACCUGAUGUUUGGUUCUCUCCAAGUUGUGUUUGGGAGGUAUUGGCCGCUGAUUUAUCAAUCUCUCCAGUUCAUACAGCUGCAUCUGGUAUUUUGGAUCCAAAUAAAGGUAUCGCUUUACGUUUCCCACGUUUCAUUAGAAUUCGUCCUGAUAAAUCUCCUGAAGAUGCAACUAGUUCUGAUCAAGUUGUUGAUAUGUAUCAAAAUCAAAAAAUUAAUAGUCAAUCUUCAAAAAUUAAUGAAAAAGAUGAAGAUUAUUAA